GGAGCGUUAACGCUGGGCAGCCACCUUAUUUCAACCAGAAUUUCUUUACUUCAUCUCUUUCUGCUCGCGCUGAUGUAGGGGUGCCGCUCGCUGCUCCGCGUCAGAGCAAGGUAAGAGUUAUUGCCCCACAUGUUGACGUUGUGUGGUGAAAAGAAUCUGAGCCAACGGCCCGCAUGCGCGAGCCUUCUCGCUUGGUCGCUCAUUUGUGUCUGCUUUUUAUCCCGAACCGCCCCGGAAGUAUCAGCACAGACGUCGCCAGAGCCGAAGCACCCGCAGAACCCUUCGAACCACAAAGGUCCAUCGAGCCCCGCUGCGAUACCGCCACAGCGGAUUCCUCCGGCAAGGCGGAAGCAGUGGGUCCAGAACUGUCCGGGGUAUCGCCAGAUCGGGCAGCAGCUUUGCCAGUUUGGCUUCGACCGGAUCACGCGGCUGUUCGCGACGCGCUCCUGUUUCGAUGCGGACUACGAACGCAGCUGGUGUUGUCCCGCGCCCGGAGCCACGCACCAGGUGGUGCUCCCCGACUGCUUCAUUCCCGACGGAUUCAACAGCCUCACGCCGCGGUUGUGCUGCAACAACGACUACACCACCCUGGCCGUGCCGCCCAUUCACGCCAAGAUCAAUCUGGGGUUCGGCAGCAACUUGACCUGCUUGGUAGAAAGCGAAAUAGGAAAGGCAGAAGAGGAGGAGGAAAAUCAGGUACGAGAUACGGCUUCAGGCGCCACCAGAGUUGCAUCAUCUAGAAGUACUGCUGGGAACAACGAGCUGCUGCGAAUCUUUCCGACGCUGGACGACAUCUUCCGAGACAUGUGUCCGGAGGCCAGAGAGGCCUAUCAGGCGGUCACGGUGAUCUGGCAAACCAUGAAUCGCCGACCGCCAACCGAAGUUGCCAUGAUUUAAGGGAAUGAAUUCAACACUUUCCUGGAAAAAAGCCGUGGUCUACUUCCAUUCUGCGCUUUAUCUAGUGCCGCUUCCUUUCAGGCACAGCGUACGAAAGCAGACGAAAGCAUCUUUUUUAGCUCGCAUGUGGACACGGGUGGUCAUUUUUUUCCAUCUGUUGUCGUGGCUUUACUAUUGUGAUUAUCAUCAUGAUUUGAAACAAGAAAGCAAACUACUUAGCGCGCCAUUAGAAAGAAUCCACACCACCUCCUGAAAGGAAGCGCCCCGCUAUAUAACGAACAUACCGGAUUGGGUAUCGGGCAUCAAGGGACGGUAUCCAAUUUUUGGACUUCUGAACGCGCUGCUGAUCAGUUCCCCCCAAGAGCUCGAGCGCGCGUUUGUCGCAGCAGCAGGAGCUCCAGAUGAUGAUACAGCUUCCAAACCGACUUCCUCGACAUCUGCCUAUAAGUCCGUGACCAAAUUUCACGCAGAAGACCUUCUGAUCCCGAAGCGCUCGGCCGUGGCGUACCUGCACCUAGCGUUGGAGUACUUCGACCCUUAUGAGAGCGAAGACUACGAAGGCAGGCGUGCAGGAGAAGGAGAAGAUGAAACGAAAAACCGCUCCGCCGUUCGCCACCGGACACAGCUGCUGGCGGAUCAGACGUCGAGUGCUAGAGGGUCUACUUCCACCAGAAAAAGGAAAACUAGGAGAAAAAAACGCCCUCCACCGCGCUGGGAGACGUUUGUUCGGAUGGCGCAGGACGCGUUUCACAAGUACGGCUGGACGGAGGAGAUUGAAACGCACGUGAACUACCUGCUGGACCAGCUGUGGAGUAAGUGGGACGCGCCGAACCGGUGGCGGCACAUCCCCUUCGAAGACUGGCGCAUGUACGACCGGUUGAGCCGUGGCGUGCCGGUGCUGCAAGACAAAGCGCCGAAAUUCACAGUAGACAAGCCAGACCUGAAUUACCACGUUGGGAAGGUCGUCGCGGUGCACGAGGUAGAAGACCAAACUGAUUCCCAAAUUGUGCCUGCUGUGGACGACGAGAAUAAAGCCCGUGGCACUAGUGCAGCUACCCGCCCUGCGGAUUCCUACCCCUCCUGGGCGAAGCCGUUUCUGUUUUUCACCGACGACGCAGCUCUGUACACGGAAAGCAGUGGUGGUGCAACAACUGGGGAAAAUGAAUCUUCAAGCACACCACAACGGCCCGCACAGCCCGAGCCCUGUGGCAGCUACUUUGGUAUUAUGGAGAAGCUGAGCAAAGAGCCGGAAAAGGACGUAACUGUUCUCGACGUCGGGGCGGGGACAGCUCCUUGUGAAGCGCAUUGGCGCUCGAUUGGAAAGCACGUGAAGUACUUGAAGCAGGACUUUGCGCAGUAUGACGUUUUGCCAAACAGUGUGAAGAGGACACCGUCGCACUCUACCGAGGAUCACCUGCUAGAGCACGGAAAACCGGAAACCCAAACCCUCAAUGGAGAAGACCUUUUCGAGCAGCACCAGAAAGACCGGGACACUAAGGUGAUCGAGAUGAGCAAAAAGCUCGGCGUGAAUCAGUUUGCGUUCGGCAGCAGCAUCCACGCCGAGAAAGGGUACGCGAAAAUGGACAUUGUGUCCGACAUCCUGCGCAUCCCACUCGCGUCAAACUCCAUUGACAUCAUCAUCCUCGACCAGGUGCUGGAGCACCUCCCCCACCCCGCCGACGCGAUGAAGGAGUUGCAUCGCCUGCUGAAACCUAAAGGCGGUAUUCUUUUUCUUUCCCACCCCUACGGCAGCUACUUGCACAAUCUUCCCUUUCACUACAACGGCGGGUUCACACACAGCUGGUUCGAGUUCCACUUGGGGGCGUUGUUUCUGAAGGAAGAAGAGAAGAAGGAGUUGCAGGCGGAACAACGGACGGAAGUAGCUGCUGGAAAUGAUGAAGAAAGAAAAGACGAUGAAAAUAGCGGCAGCACAAGAAGAAGUCGAGGCCAAUUGUGGUGGAACUAUCGGUGGGAGAAAUCCGGGGCCGCCCUGCAGCGAUCCCUGAGCGAAAUCGACUGUUUCCAAGCGGUCCUCGGAAACUUCGCUCCCGGGCGAAUCUUUCGGGAGCUGCUGCUCACACUGCUACCCGAAAUCACUGACGUCAUACCCGUAUCAAAUGCAAAUAUGUCUGGUUCUGGAAGAGUCCAAGGCUUGUCAUGCUCUGCUAGCAUGACUCCAAAGUCUGUCAUGCACAUUACCCAAAAGCCCCAUUUUUCUGUCAUGCAGAAACGCGCUUUGUCAUGCAGAAUACACAGCGCCGUAGUUACUCAGAAACUUGUCGUGCUGAGCUGCCAAUGGAGGCGUCCUCAUGAUUGUCCUACCCGCAUCACAAAUUUCCAGACCGAGACGCAUUUGCAAUGCAUAACCCGGCCUCUGUCCCGGGGCGGAGCGCACCGUGCAAGGCGUGAAUGUGGUCGCGGUGAAGGGGUAGAAGACCAUGGUGACAGCCUGUGCUGAAGUGGUUUUUGGGCACACGCUGCUCUUCAGUUUGCCAAGAGGUGUGUAGUGUAUGAGAUCAAAUGAACGCCUGUUGUUUCACUUACUUUUGUCUGUUUUUCCCUGCUUGGGUGGCUUGCUAGUGCCUAUGCUUUUUCACGAAUCAGUUUUCCCAAAAUGACGUUGUGCAUCUGCUUGGCAGCCGCCAAAUGUAACUACUACACACGCUGCUUAUUUCUCUUUCAUCACGUAAUACUCCGUUCCUGAGGGUCUACUUGUCCUAGACAAUAAGGGAAACUCAAACUCUAACUAUCGCAAGAGCCAUAGACGUUUGUUCACGACCCUGACUCUGAGCAGAGUCGAUGCGAG
Amoebophrya sp. A120 is the source of this 3703-nucleotide messenger RNA. Lineage: Eukaryota; Dinophyceae; Syndiniales; Amoebophryaceae. The record is from the annotation of a GenBank genome assembly.